Molecule: messenger RNA, 1138 nt
Organism: Aphanomyces invadans
Lineage: Eukaryota; Oomycota; Saprolegniomycetes; Saprolegniales; Verrucalvaceae
Exons: 7
Coding region: 49-1065 (338 amino acids)
Cellular component (GO): Set1C/COMPASS complex
Molecular function (GO): protein binding; chromatin binding
Source: RefSeq, a predicted model, not a curated record
CGUGAGUUUGGUGCAGCACCAAACAACACAGACACCUGUGCCAGAAAGAUGGCGCUUCCGCUGACGGAAGCCGUCGUGCAGAGUUACGGCGUGGCAAAGGUGUUUGCAGGGGAAGAGGACGCGUUGAUGACGUCCCUCGACUUCCAUCGCACUGGAGCGUACUGUGUGACGGCACGUAGCGACGGACACAUUUCCUCCCUGAACUGCACGUCAGGCUCGUUGAACAAGAUGGUUCUGUCCAAGCGAUACGGAGUGGAUAUCGUGCGGUUCAGCCAUCACCCCGACUGUCUCUUGUGGUCAUCGCAGAACGAGGCGAACGAUCAUGCGGUUCGAUACCACUCGCUCUACGACAACAAGUUCUUGCGUUACUUUACCGGCCAUACCAAGAGGGUCACGUCGCUCACGAUGCACCCGACUGCGGACGAGUUCCUGACGGCAUCGAUGGACACGACUGUUCGCAUGUGGGAUAUUCGCUGUCAAAGCGCGACGGGACUGCUGAAUUGCGGUGACGCGAGCACGGCAGUGUGUGCCGCGUACGACAGCGAUGGGCUCGUGUUUGGUGUGUACACGGGUGAUUCCCUCGUACGCAUGUACGACGCCCGAAACUUUAAUGACGGGCCAUUUGCAAAGUUCUCCCUACAGGACGACAGCAUCUCGUCGGCGUUGCGACCCCUGCUGCAAUCAAGAGGCUUCAAGGCCAAGUUGGAUGUGCAUGCCAUCCAGUUUAGCGCAGACCAACAGCACAUUCUCCUCAACACGACAGCCGGUGUCCUCGUCCAGCUCGACGCGUUUGAAGGCAAACUGACUCGUAUUUUCGCCAGCCACAGCAACCCUGCGGGCAAAAAGCUGGGGGCGAGCUACUCCCCCGACGGCACGUACAUAGCCUGCGGGGCGGAGGACGGAAGCUUGACCAUUUACAAUGCCAACACGGGCGCGGUCACGUCGCCGGCAAAAUCUGCCCACAUCGGACCAGUCGUGGACGUCCAGUGGAACCCACAACGCCAUUUGAUCGGGAGUGUGCAUGCCAAUACGAUUUUCUGGCUGCCGGCGUCGACGUCGUCGUAGCCUUCGCUGUGUGCUAGCAGAGAUCGAGGUGCAUUUGCGCUAAUGAGAACAUUCUGCUUGGUGGAUUUGUCCA